Molecule: messenger RNA, 1587 nt
Organism: Angiostrongylus costaricensis
Lineage: Eukaryota; Metazoa; Nematoda; Chromadorea; Rhabditida; Metastrongylidae
Source: the annotation of a GenBank genome assembly
CUGACGCAAUUCCAGGUGCGAUUUUCUCCUUAUCACAGUGCCGUAUUGGAGGCCAUCAAGUCAAUCCCGUCGCGCCAAUACGAUUCGUGUGAUCGCACAUGGAGCAUUGCCUUUUCUGACCUCAAGAAAUGUCAAAAUAUCUUUAAGGAGCUUACGGCUGUAAAUGUUACACUGGAGUCUAUUCCUGACAAUGUAUUGAAGUUGUUGGGCGACGAAAGUCAUUCAAGACACGCUGUUCCAUCCGAUUUAUCUCUUAUUCUGGAUCCAGCUUUAAUCCAACGGCUGUUUCCAUUCCAGAAAGCUGGCGUUGCGUUACUUUCAUCAUGGCUGUAUCCGUUCAUACUUUUUCUUUUCUAUAGUUUUGGAAUUGAAAGAGGUGGACGCAUUUUACUCGCUGAUGAGAUGGGGCUUGGAAAAUCUGUGCAGGCGCUUACUUUAGCACGAUACUACAAAGCCGAGUGGCCUCUGUUAAUAAUCUGCCCUUCAUCGGUCAAAACUGCGUGGAAAGUGCAAAUUAACAAGUUUAUGCCCAUGAUACACAAAAUCUUCCUAGUUGAGAAGGGGUCGGAUCCUUUACCGGAAGCGCGGACGUCGAAUACGGUAGUGUCAGACGAGUCUCACAUGUUGAAAGAUAUGAAAGCCAAGCGCACUAAAGUGGCCCAUUCACUUUCGAAACGGGCAUCACGUGUAAUUCUUUUAUCUGGUACCCCGGCCCUAUCGAGACCAGCUGAGCUGUUUUCUCAAAUCAAGCUGGUGAACGAUAGUCUUUUCCCGAAAUUUCACGAAUUUGCUGUACGAUAUUGUGAUGGAAAACAAGGAAGAUUCUGUUUUGAGGCGAAAGGGUGCACAAAUAGCGAUGAACUGAAUGCUAUUCUCUCUAAGAGGGUUAUGAUUCGCCGUCUCAAAUCCCAAGUGCUUACUGAACUUCCCGAUAAACGCAGAGAGGUUGUUUAUCUAUCUGGACAUAAGAUUGACUCUCGAAUGGAUAGUCUACAGAAAGCAAAAAAUGAUUUUGAAGCGAACAAGCGGGCUCAACCUGGAAACGCAAAAGAUCCGAAGGAGUGUUUGUUGGAAUAUUUUAGCCUUACGGGUAUUGUUAAGGCAGAUGCGGUGUGUUCACAUAUUUUAGAGAAUUAUUUCUAUCCAGAUGCACCUAAAAAGAAAGUCCUAAUUUUUGCACAUCAUCAAAUCGUUAUGGAUUCAAUUCAAGUUGAGGUUCAAAAGCGAAAUUUGAAGUCUGUUCGAAUUGAUGGGCAAACAUUAUCGAAAGAUCGUGGGAAUUUAUGCCAACAGUUCCAGGAAGAUCCUGAUGUGAUGGUGGCAAUUUUAUCACUUACUGCUGCUGGCGUAGGAAUAACACUUACGGCUGCUUCUGUGGUCGUGUUUGCCGAGCUACACUGGAACCCUGGAACAUUGCUCCAAGCUGAAGAUCGUGCACAUCGAGUAGGACAGAAGGAUAGUGUUUUUGUGCAAUAUCUUGUUGCCCGAAAUACUGCGGAUGAUGUAAUUUGGCCUCUUGUACAAAGAAAACUCGACGUCCUUGGCCAGGUAAAAUUUUCUAAUACUUUUAUGACUUUUUCAUUUUGA